UCUUCCACAGACAUUUUCUGGCCUUUUUGGACAAUUUCAUCCCUUGCUGGGUUUUUCUCCCCAAACUCUCUCUGCACUACUCAUCAACUCUCUUACCCCCACCCCAACCCCGACUACCCAAUUCCGUUCCUGCUGUACCCCUACUUGCGGCAUCUGCUGCUGUGCUAUGCCCCAUCGCUGCUGUCAUGCCCAUCCCUAGGAUGUCUCUGACCCCGUCAAGUGAAAGUGAAAAUGAAAGUCCACCUUGAAAACUCCAACUCCCAUAUUCAUUGUGACACGCACUCCACAGCACACAAGUGCACACGAAACUGCAUUUAUGCCUCACCUGUGCAAGGGGGCAGCCCCCAAUGGCUCCCCAAGGGAGCAGUGCAGCAGGACGGUACCAUGCUCAGGGUACCUCAGUCAUGGAGGAGAAUGGGGGAGAGCACUGGUUAAUUACUCCCCCCACCAACCUGGCAGGUCUGGAGUCAAACCGGCGACCAACGCCCCAACCGCUUACCCAUGACUGCCCUGUUCCUGCCCAUGCCCACACGCUGGGUCUACUUCUCAUCACUACUCCACAACGGCCGGCUCUUGGUGCCCUGGAGUGGGGGGGCCAGCUGGUGGUCAUGGGGGGCAUGGACGCUCAGCAGAGCCCCCUGGCGUCCGUGGAGGCGUACUGCAUCGAUGAGGGGAGAUGGGAGAGGAAGGCCGGACUGGGGCAGCCGUCCAUGGGCAUCACAGCAGUGGAGAAAGAUGGGAGAGUGUAUGCGCUGGGAGGAAUGGGAGCAGACACGUCUCCCCAGGCCCUGGUGAGGGUCUAUGAGCCAGCCAAGGACCAGUGGCUGCCCCUCGCUACCAUGCCAACGCCCCGCUAUGGCGCCGCCUCCUUCCUGCGUGGGUCAAGAUCUACGUGCUGGGUGUUUGGAUGAAGACCACAAGAAGUUCCCGCAUGAGGGAGAAGCGCGCCGACUUUGUGGCCGGGUCAUCGUUGCAAGGAGUUUUGGUAAUGGACGGUGUAACGAGCUAAUCAGAGCUCCGACCAUGCGAAGAGGAGGUGGAAGGAUGCGGGACCCCUCCCCAGCCCCCACUGCUCAUGUCAGACAAGCUUCUCAAUUCUUAAGGGCGUAACGCAAAGAAAAAAAAAAGUUUUUCCAAUUCCUGAAAAAUUGAUGGAAAAAAAUAGAAAAAAAGAAAGCACUUAGUGGUCCGUGGAAUUCUACCUUAUUUUUGCUAUGGAUAUUUGACAUAUAAACCUUUACAUAAAUCUUACCAAAAAUGUUUCUUCUCAUCUAAGACUAUUGACAUUCAGUAUUGAUCAUUGACA
Molecule: messenger RNA, 1306 nt
Organism: Engraulis encrasicolus (European anchovy)
Lineage: Eukaryota; Metazoa; Chordata; Actinopteri; Clupeiformes; Engraulidae
Product: kelch domain-containing protein 8B-like
Exons: 4
Coding region: 348-911 (187 amino acids)
Biological process (GO): mitotic cytokinetic process; mitotic nuclear division; nuclear chromosome segregation
Cellular component (GO): cellularization cleavage furrow; intercellular bridge; midbody
Molecular function (GO): protein binding
Source: RefSeq, a predicted model, not a curated record